This is a messenger RNA of Lotus japonicus, 2077 nucleotides long. RefSeq lists its product as uncharacterized. NCBI's taxonomy places the organism in Eukaryota, Viridiplantae, Streptophyta, Magnoliopsida, Fabales, Fabaceae. The transcript is spliced from 3 exons. The record is from RefSeq and is a predicted model, not a curated record. The coding region runs from base 343 to 1317 and encodes 324 amino acids.
AUUUUCAUAACUAAUGAGUGAGUUUAUGUCAAAUAAGUUGAAUUUAUAUGUGAUGCGUAUAUGUGUUAAUAUUUUGUAGGUUUUUGCUACUCGGGAGGAGCUUUUGGAUUGGGCUAAGAAUGUAGGAAAGCAACUAGGCUUUGUGAUCAUUAUUAGAAGGUCUGAUUGUGGGAGCAAGGGUCGUGGGAGUAAAGGCAGACAGUUGGCUAUUUUGGUGUGCGAGAUGAGCGGCAAGUACAAACCGUACAAGCCUGUGUUGGUGCGGAAGGGGACAGGAACCAAGAAAUGUGAUUGUCCAAGUGUGUGAAGGAAAAGUGCAAGCUCACUAUCCAAGACAAGGAGAUGUGGGACGAUGUCAAGGACGCAUGGAAUAGAGUCAUGUAUGCCGAGUCAGCGGAGGAGUUUAAUGCAGGCAUGAACUUCUUACGUUCACUUGUUGGGGAGCACUCUGACCUCAUGAAUUACAUUAAGGAAACUUGGUUGCCGUUUAAGCACAAGUUUGUGAAGUAUGCGAUUGACCGUUAUGUGCACAUGAGUAACACAACUACAAACAGGGUUGAAGGUGCACACGCAAAACUGAAAGUGUGCUUCAAAGAUAGCAAGAAUCACAUGUGUGCGGCUGGGGCAGCUAUACAUAGGUGCACACUUCUCCAACAUACAAGGAUUAAUGCUGCUUUUCAGGCAAGUAUCUUCAUCAGAGAGCAUACAUUUAAGGAGAAGUUGUACGAUAACCUGCGUGGUGUAGUCUCAAGAUAUGCCCUCAUGUUGAUCGCAAAGGAGAAAGCGCGCAUCGGAAAAUGCGGCUGCACUAUCAGGAGGACACACGACCUGCCUUGUUCAUGUCGCCUUGGUAUGAUGACCACUAUUCCAUUGACGCAAGUGGACCAACAUUGGAGGAGGCUUACAUCAAUAUCUGCACCUGAUGAAUCCCAACCUGUUUUGGGAUUGAGCAUUGCGACAGAGUUAGAGGUCAUUGCAAAGAUGUUUAAAGAAGCUAAUGUUUCCAGAAGACAAGCUAUUAAAGAGAGGCUUCGGGAGAUUGCAUACCCGGAUCAGAAUUCUAUGUGUCCUCCUCCAAACAAGUUGCCUACAAGGGGUCGGCCCAAUGAACCUAAGGCUUCUACUAGACGCAUUCCUUGUUCUUGGGAGAAUGUUGUUGCAAUAGCUGGGUCAAAGCAAGCUAGCAACUCAUCAGCUCCACAAGACAAGGCGCGUAAGACCCGGUCUGAAAAAUGGAAGAGCAUUCCUUCGAAGCAAUCUGCACCUAAGAAGAGAAGCAAGAGGAUAGCAAGCAACUCAGCUAAGCUCCCGCCAUAGCACCCGAAAGGCAAAGUUUACUCGGUCAACUACAUCUAUGAAGUGCCCGAAUUCCUCCGUGAAUAUGUCAUUGACAUUCACAAUGUUGAAGAUGAUGACAAUUGUGGAUAUAGAUGCAUUGCUUCCUUGAUGGGUAAUGGAGAACAAAAUUGGCGUCAAGUCCGAAAAGACAUGAUAAAGGAGCUUAGAUUAUGGCAAGGUGUUUAUCAUGGUAUGUAUGGCACUGACACACAUUACGAAAAAGUAUUACAAGCCUUGCAUCUUGCACCAAAUGAGUUUGCAACGGAGGAGGAGUGGUUAUGCGUGCCGGAUAUGGGCCACAUUGUUGCUACGAUGUACCAGGUUGUGUUCGUGACCUUGUCGAAUCGGGGGGGCGCCACCUACUUCCCUCUCACCGGUCCAGUGCUACAUCUGUCAGAGCACAAGAUUUUAUGUUUACUUCUUGUCAACAACAACAACCAUUGGGUGAAGGUGCUUAUUUCAAGUGGUUUUUCUUUGCCAACGGUUAAUCCACAAUGGAUGUAUUAUUGUACUGUUGAAGCUCGUGGUUGGCAACUACCAUACCUGGAUCGCAUGGCCCUAUUCAACAAACUCUCUCGAGAGGCAAAUGUAGACAACAUAAGAUCGAUGGAAUUAUAAAUCUCGCUGAAGAUUAGUUUCGUGAUGUUGUAGUAGUCCAUUUGCAAAUUUUCAUAUUAGUUGUAAUGUAUCAAUGAUAGAUUAUAAUGUAAGAUUUAACUUGAAGUUUAUAAUGUAACAU